Panicum virgatum (switchgrass) is the source of this 1877-nucleotide messenger RNA. Its product is annotated as probable pre-mRNA-splicing factor ATP-dependent RNA helicase DEAH4. Gene Ontology annotation, cellular component: intracellular anatomical structure. The record is from RefSeq and is a predicted model, not a curated record. NCBI's taxonomy places the organism in Eukaryota, Viridiplantae, Streptophyta, Magnoliopsida, Poales, Poaceae. Gene Ontology annotation, molecular function: ATP hydrolysis activity; RNA binding.
AAAAAAAGGGCUAAACCCUAAACCACCCGUCCUCCGCCUGGCCGCCUCUUCCGGUGAUGUCGUCAUCGUCACCGCCGCCGCCGCCGGUGCUGCCGAUAUCGGAGCACGAGGACGAGAUCGUAGCCGCGGUGGAUGUGAACCCGGUGGUGGUGGUCAUCGGCAAGACGGGCUCUGGCAAGAGCACCCAGCUCUCUCAGAUCCUCCACUGCUGCAGAUACACUCGCCGGGGUGCCAUCGCCGUCAUCCAACCCCGCCGCGUCGCCGCCGUCUCCGUCUCCAGAAGAGUAGCUCAGGAGCUUGGUGUCCCACUUGGGGAUGAAGUUGGUUAUGCAAUUCGAUUUGAGGACAGAACUUCGGAGAGAACAUGCAUAAAAUACCUCACAGAUGGCGUUCUUCGUGAAAGCCUUUCAAAUCCUGAAUUGAAGCAAUACUCAGUGAUCAUACUGGAUGAAGCUCAUGAGCGUAGUUUGAACACUGAUAUCCUUUUAGGUUUGAUGAAAAGAUUGAUCAAGGACAGAGCUUCAGAUUUAAAAGUUCUGAUCACCUCUGCGAUUCUUGAUGGUUUAAAAGUUUCAAAGUUCUUCUCAGGAUGCCCUGUGUUAAACAUUCCUGGAACUUUAUUCCCUGUGGAGAAACUUUACAGCACUGAGCGCCCAACAAAUUAUAUAGAAUCUUCACUUAGAACAGCCAUAGAUAUCCAUGCCAAGGAACCCCCAGGGGAUGUCUUAAUAUUUAUGACAGGAAAUGUUCAUGGCCGGCUUUUCUUUAGAUUUGUGAUUGAUUGUGGUUAUGUAAAGCAACGCCAGUAUAAUCCAUCAAGUGGAAUGUAUUCACUUGAUGUAGUUCAGAUUAGCAGAGUGCAGGCUGAUCAGCGAGCAGGGCGAGCUGGAAGAACUCGGCCCGGCAAGUGUUAUAGGCUAUAUCCAAUGUCUAUAUAUGAAAAGGAGUUUUUUGAGGCUACAGUUCCUGAAAUUCAACGCUCUUCUCUUGCUGGAAGUGUUCUGUAUCUGAAAUCGUUAAAUCUUCCGGACAUCAACAUCUUGAAGUUUGAUUUUCUAGAUCCACCAUCACGAGAAGGUGUGGAGGAGAUGCUGAGGCAAUUAUACCUCAUUGAUGCAAUUGAUGAAAAUGGGCAAAUAACAGAUGUUGGACGCAUUAUGGCAGAACUCCCGCUGGAGCCUUCUCUUUCAAGGACUUUGAUUGAAGCGAAUGAAUUGGGAUGUUUGUCCUGGGGUGACCAUAUAUUGCUUCAGAUAUUCGAAAGUUGGGGCCGAACAGGAUAUGAUCCAAAAUGGUGCUCUGAUCAUGAUUUGCAGGUGCGGGGUAUGAAAUUGAGCAAAGAUGUGAGGAACCAACUAUGUCAGAUUAUUCAAAAAAUUGCAAAAGGUCCAACUGAUGUUCAUGCAAGGAAAAGCCAGAAGAAUGACCCUGACUAUAGAAAGUUGAGGAGAGCUCUCUGUGUAGGAUAUGGUAACCAGCUAGCUGAGAGGAUGCUGCAUCACAAUGGGUACCAUACUGUUGGCUAUAGGGCCCAACUUGUGCAGGUGCAUCCAUCUUCUGUACUGGAAGGUGAUGAAUACGGGAGGUUUCCGAUGUACGUUGUUUAUCAUGAGCUGAUAAGUACAACUUGUCCAUAUAUGAGAAACAUUUGUGCUGUCGAUCAGGCCUGGGUUGUGCCUAUAUUGAAGAAGCUUCAGAAAUUAGAUGUAAGCCGAUUAAGUGGUGGUUCAAGUGCACCGAAAGAUUCUGAACCUCUGGAUGAACAUGUAAACGUGCCAAAGAAAGCUAUUGAUGUUCAACAAUCUGAGGUGGACAGUAAAAUCCAGGCAGCACGGGAGCGCUACCUUGCACGAAAAGGCAAGAAAUGACACGUUUUC